Molecule: messenger RNA, 4734 nt
Organism: Monomorium pharaonis (pharaoh ant)
Lineage: Eukaryota; Metazoa; Arthropoda; Insecta; Hymenoptera; Formicidae
Product: protein MEMO1
Exons: 8
Coding region: 223-1113 (296 amino acids)
Source: RefSeq, a predicted model, not a curated record
UUUAGCUGUCGUCUAUCUGUAUUUAUUGAAUAAUCUACGGUAAGACUAGUAGCCAAGGAUUUGUGAUAACGUUUUAUAAACAUUUUACACUUUGUUAAGAUAUAACUUACUUCUAUUUCGCUCGUGAUCUUGCAAAGUUUUUACGCUAGAUCAAGUGUCGUUGAAUACGAGACGAAAAGUACAUACGAGACCAUAAGACGAAACGACGCGUUUGACCCAAAAAUGGCAUUAAUUAGAAGAGCUUCUCACGCUGGUAGUUGGUAUUCAGACAAUGGUUCGGAAUUAAGUAAACAGUUGGAAGGUUGGUUGAGUGCAGCUGAUUUAUCCCAUGGACCUGCGAGAGCAAUCAUUGCCCCGCAUGCAGGAUACAGCUAUUGCGGGGCAUGUGCAGGUUUUGCUUAUCGACAAAUUAGUCCUGUAGUUGUCCGUAGGAUAUUUAUUCUAGGGCCUUCUCAUCAUGUGAGAUUACCAGGUUGUGCCCUAUCUUCGGCUUCCAUUUACCGAACACCGUUAUAUGAUCUACAUAUUGAUCAACAAGUAAGAAGAGAGCUCGAAGAAACUGGUCAUUUUGAAUGCAUGGACUUAAGCACAGAUGAAGAAGAACAUAGCAUCGAGAUGCAAUUGCCGUUUAUUGCAAAAGUUAUGGAAGGAUUCAAGGAUUCAUUUACUAUAAUCCCAAUUUUGGUGGGGUCAUUGAGUCCAGAAAGAGAGGCACUUUACGGGAGAUUGUUAGCACCCUAUAUGGCUGAUCCACAAACAUUGUUCGUCAUUUCUUCAGAUUUCUGUCACUGGGGGCAACGUUUUCGCUAUACUUAUUACGAUAGAUCGUGCGGACCUAUACACAGAUCUAUCCAAAACCUUGAUAAAAUGGGUAUGGACAUUAUAGAGACUUUGAAUCCUCCAAUGUUCACCGAAUAUCUUAAAAAGUAUGGUAAUACUAUAUGUGGUCGGCAUCCAAUUGGAGUUUUAUUGCAGGCUCUUCAUAGUCUUAAAGGAAAUACAAAUGGUCAGAGAAUGAAUUUGAAAUUCUUGAAAUAUGCUCAAAGUAGUCAAUGUAACAAUAUGAACGACAGUUCCGUCAGUUAUGCUAGUGCUUCCUUAGUUCUUGAGUGAUAAAACUGUACUAUUCGAGCAUGAUCAUCGGCCAGUCUGAAUUUAAACAUUUUCUUAAAGUGAAAUGAUGUUUAACAUUAUUGUGACAGUAAAGUUCUAUACAUUAUUAAACGAGAUUAGUCUAAACAUUGAAAUUUUAUAAUGCAAAAAGAAAAAUAUGGAGACACUGAUUGAAACCUCUGUAUAAUGUUAUUUGUAUUAUGUGGAUAUUACACGACGGAUGUUGGGGCGAAUGUUGAUUCUUGCGCAAUAUAUAACAAAAAGUGUAUCGUUACCGAAACUUUUUGCAUAAAUGCAUUUGGUUUAUUACUUACAAGAGAUAUUCAGUACUUCCAGAUUUCACAUGGGAAGGAGCUUAAAUAUUUCUUUGCUUUGAUUCUUGAUAAAACUUUUAGAAUUAAUAGCAAAUUGUUUCAUGUACAUUUUUAAGAGCAGAUUUCAAACUAUUGGCAGAGAAGAGUAUGGUUAGCAUAUAUAUAGGGUGUCUCGACACAUGUGAAUCAACGUUCGAAAAGAGGUAGAAGGGAUCCAGGUGAACAAAAGUCUACUAUUUUUCGAUAUUUGCAAAAAUUAUUGAGUCAUUAAAUGUUAAACUCAUACUAAUGAGAACGCGCAGAGAGACAGACGGAGGUAGUUAGGUAUAGUGCUGCAACUUAGGCUUUGCUACAACUAAGCUGUGCUACAAUUUAGGUGGCCCGAGCCUGCCUCUCUGCGCGCUCUCAUUAGUAUGAGUUUAACAUUUAAUGACUCAAUAAUUUUUACAAAUAUCGCAAAAUGGUAGAAGACUUUUGUACAUCUUGAUCCCUUCUACCUCUUUACAAGCGUUAACCCACAUGUUUCGGGACACCCUGUAUAUACAAGAUAUAAGAUAAAAAUUAAAGAUAUAUUAAAAUUGUUAAGUUGUACAUUUAAAUUUAUAUUUUAAAUGUGCUAUUUGUGUUAGAAAUAAUAGAAUUUUUGCUUUCAGUGCUUAAACUUUGUUAUGUUUUACAUUAGGCUAUGAAUUGGGAUAAUUUAAGAAAUAAAUUUCUUAGAUUGACAUCGAUUAAUUUAGACUGAAAUUUAAAAAAAUAUACUGUUAUAUGUAUUAUUAUGUGUAUAUAAUGUUCUAUCUUGCAUAUUUGGAUUUGUAUUGUGCGCGUGCGUAUAGGUGUUUUAAUUAACUAUGCGUACUUUUAGAAAGUUAGCAUUUCUAGUUACUCGAACGAUUCUGAUGAAAGAAAAGUCUAAAAAUGGCUAAAAUUGCUUCAAACUGCAACAUCUGAAAAAUUAAUUCUAUAGCAUUUUUUGACGCAUGAAAGAGAAAAAUAUUUAUAAUGCUGGAAAAUGUGGAAAAAAUGACUAGAAACACUGUAAUAUACAAAAUAUGUAUUGUGUACUUACAUGACAUCAUGUUUCAGUUUUGUUCUCUGUGCAGAGAGACUAUAAAUUUUAAUAUAUAUAUUUACAUUCAUCUCACAGGUUUUACAUACAGCUCAUACACACAACUAUUUUUAGUAAAUAAAUAUUAUAAUUUCUUUGACCACUCUUCGUCUGAUCUAAAAAAAGGCAACAAUGAGGAUGUGGUGAUCACUUGCCACUUUUGGAUUUUGUUAUAUUAUUUAUUUAUUUAUUUUUACUUAUGCUAGUCACUUAUCCACAAGCAAUACAUUGAUUCUGAAUUAAGAACAAAGAACGAUUUUACAAAAUUAUAUUUAUUUAUUAAAAAUAGUGUGUAAUUGUUGUGUAAGCUGCAUAUAAAAUUCACCCUUGUGAAUUGAGUAUAAAUGUAUAACAUAUAAGAAGAGUAAAUCUAAUGUAUAUACCUAUUAUUGUGUGUGUGCGUGCGUGGUUGGAGCAUGGUAUCAUUUAUGUAUUUUGUAUGAUGUUUUUAGCAAUUUUUCCAGCACACAGUAUUAUAAAUAUUAUUUUUCUCUUUUAUAUAUGUAUAUCAAGAAACGCUGUGAAAUUGAUUUUUUAGGUGUUAAUUCGAGGUUAAAUUUGGCUAUUUUUAGACUUCUUUAAAGUAAGAGUAUUAAGAAAAAAAAUUUUAUUUACUAAUUAAUUUUUUAAUUCGUAAUACAUUUUUUAUAAUGGUUGACGCCUUUGAAGAUAUCUUAUAAAGCUUCAAGAUUGAAAAAUUGUUGAUAUGAAGAUGCUUUAAAAAUUAUCUUCUUCAGUAUUCUAUUCAGUAUGCUAUUCUUUUACUUUUCACCUGCCCUACAUUUAAUAAUUCUUUGACAAAUUCUUAAAGUAAAAAAAUAAUCUUUCGGUUAAGAUUUAUGUAACAUUUGCAAAAAAGGAUUGAAUAAUGAGGCAAACUAAUACGAUAGAUCAUCACAUUUUUUUAAUCGCUUAUCGAAAAAUUAUGAAAUUUAGCACAAAUGAACAAACAAUUAUAGAACAGAAUGGCAUAUUAAAGAUAAUUCUAAAUAUGUUUAUAUCAACAAUUUUCCAUUUUUCAAUUUUGAAAUAAAACAUCUUUAAUGACACUCACUAUUACCAAAAAUUUAUUGCCAUUUAAAAAAUGAAUUACAAAAUAAAAUUGUUUCGCUUUCUUAAUACUUCCUUCAAAUUUUAUAAGAAUUGCUCAAAUGAUUAAGAAAUAGCAGCUUUGGAAAAAUAUUUAACUUAUUAAUUCGAAUAUCUUGCGUGCGUACAUGCAUCUGUAUAAAAAAAGUUAUUUUAAAAAAUGGGAAUAACUUCCUCGUAACCUUAAAAUUUGAGUUUUUCAAAAUUAAUUAUGUAGUGAAAAAAUAUGUAGAACAGCGAAGAACGUAUUACUUUUUAAAUGUUAUAUAAAAGUGAGACUAUUUUAUCUUUAGUUAUAACUUUUAAUAUAUCACAAAAUAAUGCAUAUUUAAAUUAUUUCAAUGUCUUAUGAUUUAAUUAAAAAUUAAAUUUAUAUGUGCUAUUGCGUCAUGAAUAUUUCGUGAAGUCUCUUCUAUGUCCUUAGUAUGAACAAUCUGUACUUUGUAAUCAAUAUAUCAAUGCGAAGGUUUUAAGACUUUAGAUUUUAAAAUACACAUACAUACAUACAUAUACGUAUGUAUGUACGUACUUUAUAUCACACAUCACACUUUCCUACUUUUUUUUUUUUUCGUACAAAGCAAUGGAACGAUCUCAUAUCCUUCCUAUUCUAUAAUCUAUUAUUACCUAAGGAUAGAGAAGAAAGGAACAGGAGAUAAAACAGUUAAACUAGAUAUUAUAUUACUGUAACACGAGUUUGAAAAAGGGUCAGUAUAUGUAACCUAAAUGUAUACAAUGUUUAAUUUGUAAUUAUUUGUUUUCUUUAUAUUUGUAUCAUAAACUUAUCCAUCGAACAAUAUAUUUCUUGUGAGCAUAAAUGUGAUCUACGAUAUAGAAUCAUAUUUCGUUCAAAUGUUAAUUAAAACAAAUGAUAUACCGAGUAACAUAUUCAUUUCGCAUGACAAGAGAACAAGUUUGUGACGAAAUUGUACGAAAUCGAACUGAUCCUGCACGUGUUGCUUUUUCUAUCUUUAUAUACUGAGGUAAUAAGGUUUAUAUUUAUAAAAAAAACAUAAUCCAUACAUAUAUAUUUCAUAGAUGUGUAAUAAAAUUACAUGAAAAAAUAUACAAGUUUCUGUACAUAACUUGCAAUAAAUAUGCCAUAAUUAUAUU